Molecule: messenger RNA, 3910 nt
Organism: Oenanthe melanoleuca
Lineage: Eukaryota; Metazoa; Chordata; Aves; Passeriformes; Muscicapidae
Gene: SCARF1
Product: scavenger receptor class F member 1
Exons: 11
Coding region: 44-2941 (965 amino acids)
Molecular function (GO): scavenger receptor activity
Source: RefSeq, a predicted model, not a curated record
UUCAUCAGGUACCAGCCCCUGUGUGGCUGUGUUGAGCCCCUGGAUGCCCCUUUCUGUGGUAGGGUGGCAGCCAGGGCCAAAAAUAGCCCAGGCGGCAGCAGCAGCAGCAGCAGCAUUCCCUGCUCCCUCUCCCCGCCGCACCCCUGACGUCUGGAUCGGGCGCCUCCUCCCGCGUUUCCUCAGGAAGAAACCCAAGGCUGGAGGGAGGAAGAGGCCGCAGCACGGGCGGGACGGGACAGAGGGACAGAGUGACAGAGGGACAGAGGGACACCAGCGUGGGGCUGGGGAGCCACCAGGACUGGGGCCCUGGUGCCCUGCUGGGAUGGAGAGCGCCCGGCCCAUCCUCUGCCUCCAGCUGUGGCUGUGGGUGCAGAGCUCUGCCCAGGAGCUCGACCCCGAGGGCAGGAACGUCUGCAGGUUCCCGGCCGGCCCCGGCUGCUGUCCCGGCUGGAAGCAGGACGGGAGGGCGUGCACGGUCGCCGUGUGCGAAGGGGAGGACGCCUGCAGGGAGGGCGAGGUGUGCGUGAAACCCGGGCUGUGCCGCUGCCCACCCGGCUUCUUCGGAGCGGACUGCAGCUCCCGCUGCCCCGAGCAGUACUGGGGCCACGACUGCAAGCGGAGCUGCCCGUGCCACCCCAACGGGCGCUGCGACCCCGUGAGCGGCCACUGCACCUGCGACCCCAACCACUGGGGAGGGCUGUGCCAGUUCCCCUGCCAGUGCGGCCCCCACGGCCGCUGUGACCCCCUGACCGGCGCCUGCCACUGCGAGCCGGGCUGGUGGGCGCCCAGCUGCAGGAAACAGUGCCAGUGCAGCCCCUCCACCUCGCACUGCGACCCCCUGAGCGGGCUGUGCCGCUGCCUGCCGGGCUGGUGGGGCAGGAGGUGCAGCUUCAAGUGCUCCUGCAACGUCUCGCCCUGCGCGCAGGAGACGGGCAAGUGCGAGUGCCUGGCUGGCUACUGGGGACCGGCGUGCCAGCGGCGCUGCGACUGCGGGCACGGCUCCUGCAGUCCCGUCACCGGCCACUGCGCCUGCGAGCCGGGCUACCAGGGCAGGAGCUGCCGGGACCCCUGUCCGGCAGGGAAAUACGGAUCUCAGUGCGUUAACAGCUGUGGGAGCUGCAAGCGCAGCCAGCCCUGCUCGCCCGUGGAUGGUUUCUGCCUGGCCUGCCAGCCUGGCUGGAACGGGACCCUCUGCAAGGAUCCCUGUGCUCCUGGAUUCCAUGGCGAGGGCUGCCUCCAGCCGUGUCCCCGCUGCCAGCACGGGGAGCCCUGUGACCCCCAGACCGGGUUCUGCCUGCGCUGUGAUCCCGGCUGGACGGGGCCCAGCUGCAACAGCUCCUGCCCCGUGGGCACCUUUGGUGAUGGCUGCCAGUUCCUCUGCCCUGAGUGUGUUUCGGGGAGCUGUGACCCCGUGACAGGAGUUUGUAUCUGCCAGGCAGGCUACUGGGGAGACAGCUGCAAUGACACCUGUCCUGAGGGGUAUUUUGGAGUGAAUUGUUCCUCACCCUGCCAGUGCUCCCGGGGGACCUGCGACCCUGUGCAGGGUGACUGUGUGCUGAGUUUGAAGGACCAUGGAGCCCUUGCAGCUGCCAUCCUUGUUCCUCUCCUGCUGCUGCUGCUCUGUGUCGCCUGCUGCUGCUGUGGUGCUGGCUCAGCAGAUGCCAGAGACAGGGCGGCUGUGCCUGAUGAUGAUGUGGUGGCCAGGAUGAAGCACCACGUGCAGGGGGUGCUGGCCAACCUCAGUGCUCUUGUGCCCUGCUUUAACCUGGGUGCCUCAAAACUUCCCAAAGUCACAGUUUCCCAUCACGACAUGGAAAUCCCCUACAAUCCCAGCUUCAUCGAGCCACCAUCCUCUGCAUGGGUUUCAGACAGCUCCUUCUCCUCCUUCGACACCGACAACGAGGGACCCGAGUACUCCGUCCCUCCCAGAGAAGGCAUCCCGCUGCUGGGCGGGGCAGAGCUGCAGGAUGGAGCAUCCCGCCCUGGCGAGGCGCUCCCGGACCCGUCCGCCUUCGACUCCGAGGAUGUCUCGCAGCCCUUCGCCAUCCCCCGCACCUCCAGCAUCGCCAAGGCCAAGCGACCCUCCGUGUCCUUCGCCGAGGGGACAAAAUUCGGGGCGGCCGAGACCCCCAGCCCCAGCAGGAAGCCCAAGGCUCCGUGGGGCCCGUCCAGGCUGACCCCACCGCCGGGGGAUGCGGCGGGCGAGCCCCACGGCGAGCGCCCGGCCAGCGAUUGCUACGAGAACGCCGAGCCCCUCAGCAAAGGGGACGAAAGCCACCGGCCAUCGCCUCGGGCCACCCCGGGGGGACGGCGCAGGGUGGUGUCCAGCACCAGGCAUGUGGCCCAGAGGGUGGAGGCGCUGGAAGCAGCUGCGAAAUCCGGCAGCUGGGAGGCGAAGGGGAAGGAACCCGAUGUCACAACCAUCUACAUGGUGGUGGGAACGGCCGGGGAGGACACCAAGGCGGAGGGGACUGGCGAGGGACCGGUGCAGGCUGUGCUGAAGCGUCUGGGCAGCUUGCAGAAGGGCAAGUGGGCUGCGAAGGAGGAGCCCAAGGUGAGGAGGAGCAUGGAGGCCAUUCAGAAACCUCCUCGGAGGGCCCUGGCACAGCGCAGGGACUCGGAGAACAGCUGCAAGCAGAGGGAGAGUGUGCCCGGAGCUCCUGCCGAGUCAGCCCCCGGCAAGCUCCAGCAUCCCGCCGCAAAGAGACUGUCCCUCCUCCUCGCGUCUCUCUCGUCAAAAAACACCGGUGCCCAGGACGGGCCCAGCGAAACCGUAGGUGCCACAGAGAAGGGCAAAAGCCCGGAGUUAGUUGGUAGCCUCGAAAGGAAGGGACAGGCUGCUGCGGAGGAAGAGCCGAAAUACGAGAACGUGUCCAGCGGCGGGGCUGAUGCGCCCUCCGGCCCCGGCAAAGAGCUGCUGGCCACCCCUCCGGCCACCUGAGCCACCCCUGGCCGGGCUGGGGCCGGGGGCUGCUCCAACCCCAGCCGGGGCAGCCGAGGGCCAGCUCCGAGCUGUGACCUGGAGAAGCACCGAGCCCUCCCGGGGACCCCCUCCCGGGGACCCCCUCCCUUUCCUCCGUGCCGUGCGGCUGCUCUGGGGCCACAGCAGGGACAGCCUGUGGGGUUGUGGUGCUCAAGGACUUUUUCCUGCUCCUCCCUGCCCUACCAACCCCAUUUGUGUCUGCACAGCCCCCGGGGACAGCGAUGCUCUGGACACUGGUGGCACCCUCGAGUUCCUGUCACUGCUAGAGACACAACCAAUGCAGGGCUGCUGAGUGCUCAGCUGGGAAAUGUGUGCACAAAAUGCAGUCUCACCCCAUCGGUUUUCACCUUUCCCUGUCCCAAUUCCAGUGAUGCAGCCCGGAGCCUCUUGCUGUAAAGAUGCUUCUCGCUGAAGGGGAUUAUUUUGUGGAGCUGGGCUGAGAUGAUGGGCUGUCACAAACAGCUUCAGAGAAAAUUAAUUUUAGCUGCUUAUCUCAAAGGGUAUCUGGGUCUGUGGGGAUUUAUCUGUGUGGCUCUGGCUUCUGUGGCAAGCCCUGGCUGUCUUUGCUUCCGUGUGGAAAAGCUCAUGGCAGGACACAGGGUGUAGUGAAAGCCUUUUAAACUCCACACAGUUCCAAGCUGCAGUUGUGCAAACGUGGCAGCUGGGCAGUGACCAUCAACCUGUGUACCUGGCGCCGUGCUGAUAAGGGUGGAAGUUGCCAGAAAAUGAGAUUUCCAUGGGUGCCCUAAGCUCCUGCCACCUCCCACACCUCACUCCUGCUGUAAAGGUGGUUGAGAUGCCAAAGAGGAUUUGCAGAGUGAUCUGGGUUUAGAUGUAUCUAAGUAGUAGAAGGUUUUUGUGUAUUUUUUUCUGUUAUUCAGCGUGGUGUGAAAGCCUCGGAAUGAUAAUUAAAUGCCCUUUAGGAGA